AUGAAUACUAACAGUCAGUCUGCUCAGAACCCUAUGCGUGAGUUGCGUAUCGAGAAGUUGGUCUUGAACAUCUGUGUCGGUGAGUCCGGUGACAGAUUGACCAGAGCCUCCAAGGUCUUGGAGCAGUUGUCCGGUCAGACUCCAGUCCAGUCUAAGGCCAGAUACACCGUCAGAACCUUCGGUAUCAGAAGAAACGAGAAGAUCUCUGUCCACGUUACCGUCAGAGGUCCUAAGGCUGAGGAGAUCUUGGAGAGAGGUUUGAGAGUCAAGGAGUUCCAGUUGAAGAAGAGAAACUUCUCUGCCACUGGUAACUUCGGUUUCGGUAUUGACGAGCACAUUGACUUGGGUAUCAAGUACGACCCAGGUAUCGGUAUUUACGGUAUGGACUUCUACGUUGUCAUGGGUAGACACGGUGCCAGAGUUGCCAGAAGAAAGAGAUGCAGAGCUCCAAUUGGUAACUCCCACAAGACCAACCAGGAGGAGUCCAUCGCUUGGUUCAAGCAGAAGUACGACGCUGAGGUUUUGGAGAAAUAA
This is a messenger RNA of Candidozyma pseudohaemuli, 534 nucleotides long. RefSeq names its product 60S ribosomal protein uL5 (gene RPL11). Bases 1 to 534 code for a protein of 177 amino acids. The transcript has a single exon. Gene Ontology annotation, cellular component: cytosolic large ribosomal subunit; ribosome. Gene Ontology annotation, biological process: translation. Lineage: Eukaryota; Fungi; Ascomycota; Pichiomycetes; Serinales; Metschnikowiaceae. The record is from RefSeq and is a predicted model, not a curated record. Gene Ontology annotation, molecular function: structural constituent of ribosome; RNA binding.